AUGAUCCCCACUUUCUACACAGGAUUCAGUGAUGUCAUUACCUACAAGAUUUUUACAAGCAUAAUCAUCAAGCAUGCACUGGCAUACAGAAAAAAGUACUUGGGCAAGGACAACAGUAAUCUGGGAAUGGACUAUGAAAAUCAGAUAUUCAUAGUUUUAGUAAGGCUUCGUCUUGGUCUCUUAGAAGAAGAUAUCGCAUAUAGAUAUGAUAUUUCCCAGUCCACAGUCUCCAGAAUGUUUAGGUUUUGGAUAAAUGUGAUGUAUUCAUAUUUCAUACCUAUUUGGCCUUCGAGAGAAAUCAUGAAAAAGUAUAUGCCAGAAUGUUACAUCAGUAAAUAUCCUAGUACAAGAAUUAUUCUGGAUGGAACUGAGAUUUUUAUUGAAAAACCUUCAGAUUAUACAGUGCAGAGUAGCACAUAUUCUGUGUAUAAGGCACAUAAUACCGCCAGGGGCAUAAUUGGAAUAACACCUAAUGGAUUUGUGUGUUUCAUAUCAGAACUCUACCCGGGUAGAACUUCUGAGAUGGAAAUAAUUUUAAAUAGUGGCUUACUGGAAAAGCUGGAACCAGGGGACUCAGUAAUGGCUGAUAAGGGGUUCACAAUUUCCAAAGAACUUGCAGAUAUUGAUGUUGAUUUGAAUAUACCGCCAUUUUCAUAUGGCAAUAAUCAACAAUUCACUGACGCAGAUGAAACUCUGACUAGGGAUAUUAGUGUUCGUGUUCAUGUUGAGAGAAUUAUAAGAAAUGUGAAAUUAAACAGAAUAUUGUGCUGUAGCAUUCCAAAUACUAUGGCUGACCAAUUGAACCAAAUUUGGGUGGUGUGUUGCCAUCUGACAAAUUUUAGAAAAAAACCCCUGUUGGAUAUAAAAACCAAGAAAAAAUAGAAGAACAGGAGAUUAUAAGUUCAUUUCAGAUGUAUAUUAUUUGUAUUUUUGUUAUAAAAUAUUUAUGAAAA
Messenger RNA from Harmonia axyridis, 953 nucleotides. RefSeq lists its product as uncharacterized. Lineage: Eukaryota; Metazoa; Arthropoda; Insecta; Coleoptera; Coccinellidae. The coding region runs from base 1 to 882 and encodes 293 amino acids. The record is from RefSeq and is a predicted model, not a curated record. The transcript is spliced from 2 exons.